Messenger RNA from Megalops cyprinoides (Indo-Pacific tarpon), 3698 nucleotides. Its product is annotated as wolframin-like. Lineage: Eukaryota; Metazoa; Chordata; Actinopteri; Elopiformes; Megalopidae. The transcript has 7 exons. The record is from RefSeq and is a predicted model, not a curated record. Gene Ontology annotation, molecular function: protein binding. Gene Ontology annotation, biological process: calcium ion homeostasis; endoplasmic reticulum unfolded protein response. Gene Ontology annotation, cellular component: endoplasmic reticulum; endoplasmic reticulum membrane. The coding region runs from base 63 to 2615 and encodes 850 amino acids.
AGCCAGGCCGCUCUCAGCUGAACGCAGCCAGCAGCUUCGCCAGGCUGGCCCAGACCCUGGUAAUGGAGGAGAGGAGGAUCGCGGCAGAUGUCAACUCGAGGGAGCCGUCCGUGGCGCCCCCUGCUGGGGGCUCCCCGCAACACGCUGCGCGGCCUGAGGCUGAGGCCAACCCAGAAGAGGAGCUGACAUUUGAGGAGCUGGAGAAGAGGGCGAAGAGUGGAGACGCCAAAGCCCAAACAGAUAUUGGGAAAUACUACCUGAAGCUGGCUGAGGAGCAGGAUGAAGAGCUGAACAACUGCAAUGCUGUGAGCUGGCUGAUCCAGGCUGCCAAACAUGGCCGCAGGGAUGCCGUCAAGCUGCUGCAGCGGUGCCUCGCGGAGAGGAAAGGCAUCACCUCGGAGAACGAGGAGGAGGUGAAGAAGCUGUCCAUGGAGACAAAGUUUGAGCGGGCGGUGAGGAAGGCCGCACUGCUCAUGUACUGGAAGCUGAACCCGGAAAAGAAGAAGAAGGUGGCCGUGUCCGAGAUGCUGGAGAACGUGGGGCAGGUCAACACAGACCCGGAUGGUGCGGGAAAGACGGGCCCUGUGUCCAGCUCAGUGCAGAAGCAGAGGAGAGUCCUGGAGAGCCUGGUCACCUCUGAGUCCAGCAAAUACGUCGGUUUAGACGACUUUGUGGAAAUCACGAAGAAGUACGCGCAGGGCAUCGCCCCUGCCUCCGCGCUGGACGCAGACGGGGGUGACGAUGACGACGAUGAUGACAUGGCGGGAAAGAACCCGGACGACCUGCCCCUGCACCAGAAGAUUCUGAAGUACCCUCUUCACGCCAUUAUGGAGAUCAAGGAGCACCUGAUCGACUGGGCGUCGCGCGCUGGCAUGCAGUGGCUGAGCACCAUCAUCCCGACCCACCACGUCAACGCCCUCAUCUUCUUCUUCAUCAUCAGCAACCUCACCAUCGACUUCUUCGCUGUCAUCAUCCCCCUGGUCAUCUUCUACCUCUCCUUCAUCUCCAUGGUGAUCUGCACCCUCCGAGUCUUCCAGAACAGCAAGGCCUGGGAGAACUUCCGGGCGCUGACCACCCUGCUGACGCGCUUCGAGCCAGGCCUGGACAUGGAACAGGCCGAGACCAACUUUGGCUGGAACCACCUGGAGCCGUACCUGUACUUCAUCGCCUCCGUCUUCUUCGUCAUCUUCUCCUUCCCCGUGGCAGACAAGUCGUGGAUCCCCUGCUCGGAGCUGGCCACCGUGGCCCUGUUCUUCACCGUCACCAGCUACAUGAGCCUCAGCUCAUCGGCGGAGGCGUACACGCGGCAGGCGCUGGUCAUCGAGGUGGCGUCCUCGGUGUGCGCCAUGACCAGCCUGCUCCCCGAGCGGAUGGCCAUUGUCCGCCUCCUGGGCAUGACGUUCCUCACCAUCCCGGUGAGCGAGUUUGUGGUGCUGAAGCUGAGCAUACCCUGCCUGCUCUACAUGUACCUCUUCUUCCUGUUCUUCAGGAUGGCCCAGCUGCGCAACUUCCGGGGCACCUACUGCUUCCUGGUGCCCUACCUGGUGUGCUUCAUGUGGUUCGAGUUCUCCGUGGUGCUGCUGCAGAAUUCCACGGGCAUCGGCCUGAUCCGUACCUGUGUGGGCUACUUCCUGUUCCUCUUCGCCCUGCCUGUCCUCACCCUGGCCCUGGCCGCCGUCAUGGUCAUCCAGGUCAUCAAGUGGUUCCUGGCGCUGGAGCUGACCAAGAUGAUUGUGACACUGGUGGUGUGUACCAUUCCUGUCAUCCUGCGGCUGUGGACCCGCUUCAGCCUCUCCCUGCUGGACAUCUUCAAGUCCCUGUCCAAGAGCAGUGUGGUCAAGCUCAUCCUGGUCUGGAUCUCGGCCAUCGUCCUCUUCUGCUGGAUGUACGUGUACCGCUCGGAGGGCAUGAAGGUCUACAACUCCACCCUCACCUGGCAGCAGUACAGCUUCAUGUGCGGGCCCCGCGCCUGGAGGGAGUCCAACAUGGCCCAGACGCAGAUCCUCUGCAGCCACCUGGAGGGCCACCGCGUCACCUGGACCGGCCGCUUCAAGUAUGUGCGGGUUACGGAGAUCGAGAACGGGGCGCAGUCGGUCAUCAACCUGCUCCCUGCCUUCGUGGGCGACUGGAUGCGGUGCCUCUACGGCGAGGCCUACCCGUCCUGCGAGCCCCAGAACGCCACGCUGCACGAGGACGAGCUCUGCCGCCUCCGCUUCCUGGCCAAGCACGAGUGCCACGUGAAACGCUUCGACCGCUACAAGUUUGAGGUGACCAUGGGCAUGCCCCUGGACAAGAAGGGCCGGAACGGGACACUGGAGGACGACGACGCCACCAAGGACAUCGUGCUCAGGGCCAGCAACGAGUUCAGGCAGGUCCUGCUCAACCUGCACGCAGGCAGCGUGGUGGAGUUCAGCACGGUGCUGGAGGGCCGCCUGGGCAGCAAGUGGCCCGUGUUUGAGCUGAAGGCCAUCCACUGCCUCAACUGCCUCUCCAAGCUGGUGCCCGUCGGCAAGCAGUACAAGAUUGAGCCCGACUGGAGGGGCACAGCCCAGCAGGCCUUCAAGUUCGCCUUCGACUUCUUCUUCAACCCCGUCCUAUCUGCGAAGAUAGAGUAGUACCACUGCGGGACGAGUGUUGUGUGCUGUCUGGAGGUGUUACACUGUUCGAAUGUACCGAUACAUUUAUUUCACCUCUUUUAUGAAGCUGUCUCCACGGUGACACAACAAUGCCUUGUAAUAUAUAUCUCAACUAACCGCAUGUCUUUUCCACAGAAGUAAACAGUACAGGUAUAAAGUGUACUUAAAUAAAUCUACCAUAUAGACACACAUUCAGAUAUACCUCUACAGCAGAAUUAUGUGGACAGGGGACUGUGAUUUUUUUUUUGAGUUGCUGCUGUGCCAAAGAUGGUGAGAUAGCAGCAAGACAAAGAGCAAGGCCAUAUGUGUGUCUGUCCAGGACACGUACAACACUCUCUGCAACAGUGCAACUGUUUCAAGUGGCUUUAUCCUCAACACUGUCUUUUAGCUGAUUAUUUAUUACACAGCUGGCGUAUACUUUAAAUGAGAACAACAGCGUAGGUGUUUUUUUAACAUCUGCACAGGAACAAACUUUCCGCCCUGCAGUCACGCAGGCUCGCCAAAAGGCACGAUCCUCCUCGGCCCCGCCUCCAGCGGAGCGGGGGAAAUUAAUGGCGUAGCAGCUGCGGCGUCUCGCAGAGUGACGGGUGUCUAAUUGAUUACCCAUGCGGAGAGCUGUUCAAAACAACUGGCCGCUGCAUUCUCACACUGUCACGGGACAUCUGUGUGCAGAAGUGCCACCGGAGGAAGAUGGAUGGGAGAUCACCGCGGAGAUUCAACCACAUGUGCAAUAAUAUAAUGGACUAUUUCACACUCUUCAUGAAGGGAUUCAAUGCAUGUUUGGCCUUAAAGCAUUUCGAUAUCAUGUUGUCCCAUCUCUCGGAUGGUGCGAUUAGGCCUAAUCUUUGAUGGGACUAAAACACACACAUUUGGACAAAAAGUACAUGGCUAGGUGUGCUGAUAUAGUCCCACAUUUUGAUAAUCUGGGACUGUGAAAUGUCCCAUGUAAUAUUAUUACCGUGUGACAUAUUCAUAUAUACAGUACACCUGUUUGUCCUUGUUCAUUUUUUUAUUACCUGUUGCUUGACAAUACUUAUCGGUUAGCACAUGUUGCUACUCAUG